AUGCCUCUUCCAAGAAUCACCCUCGAUCCAUCUUCUACCCUGUACCCGACCAGGGAUCACCCCCACUCCCACCCUCAUGCUCACGAUCUCCCCAAACCUCUCCACGUCGAAACUCACCCAAAGGGAAAAAACACUGGCACUGAAGAUGCCUCCAUUUUCUUCAUCGGAAACGCUACGACCGUGAUUGAAUGGGAGGGCGUCCGUAUCAUGACUGAUCCAAAUUUCCUUCACGCAGGCGACCACGUACACCUCGGUCCAGGAGUGACAGCUACUCGCCUCCAAAACCCUGCCGUAGAUCUCCACGACCUCCCUCCCAUCGACAUGAUCCUACUCUCUCACUUCCACGCCGACCACUUCGACCAAGACGUCGAGAAAUCCCUGCGUCGUACCCUCCCCAUCAUCUCGACCCCCCAUGCAAAAGAAUGCCUCGAAGGUUCCAAAGAAGGCAAAUUCGAGAAAGUCACUGCAUUGGACCACUGGGAGUCCGCGAUCGUUGAUAUUCAGAACUCGAACGCGGCGUUCAAAAUCACCGGAAUGCCCGGAAAGCACGUCCCUCCCGGCCCCGCUGGUCUCCUCAAAAAAAUAAACGACUUUAUCGGGGCUGUACCCCCCACAAAUGGAUGGAUGGUCGAGUUCGGUGCAAAGCCGAAGACGAUCGAGGCGGAGACUGAUGGUGUCGAUGUCGGGUACAGGAUGUACAUCUCAGGCGACACCCUCCUCGUCAACGAACUCUACGAAAUCCCCAAACGCUUCCCAAAUGUUGACCUCAUGCUUGUUCACCUUGGUGGUACAACCAUUCCCUCUCCCAAAUUGCCGUUAGCUAUGGUUACGAUGGACGCGGAACAGGGUAUCAAGCUCAUUCAUUUGAUUGACCCCGAAGUCGCUAUUCCUAUUCACCAUGGUGCGGAUGGGGAUGAGCCACCGGAGUAUGAUGCGUUUUUGAGUAGUUUGGAUGAUUUCAAGGCUGCUGUUGCCAAGGACGAGAAGUUGAAGGAUAGGGUUGUGUAUCUGAAGAGAGGAGGCAAGUACUCGUUCAAAGCAAGCAAGUGA
Saitoella complicata NRRL Y-17804 is the source of this 1050-nucleotide messenger RNA. RefSeq names its product Metallo-hydrolase/oxidoreductase. Lineage: Eukaryota; Fungi; Ascomycota; Saitoellomycetes; Saitoellales; Saitoellaceae. The coding region runs from base 1 to 1050 and encodes 349 amino acids. The transcript is spliced from 2 exons. The record is from RefSeq and is a predicted model, not a curated record.